Molecule: messenger RNA, 2249 nt
Organism: Solea solea (common sole)
Lineage: Eukaryota; Metazoa; Chordata; Actinopteri; Pleuronectiformes; Soleidae
Gene: rgs5b
Product: regulator of G protein signaling 5b
Exons: 6
Coding region: 1202-1744 (180 amino acids)
Source: RefSeq, a predicted model, not a curated record
UUUUCUUGUGAAAACCAAUAAUAACCAAUACUACAAAAAUAUGAAAACCUCAGUCCAUGCCAGACCACAGAGACCACUCCGGAAAGCCAAGGCCCCAUCCUCCAAUAUAUUCCAGACCGGGUUCCCAGAUUUGAAAAUGUUUUAAAUGACUUAUCAUUAAGCCAAAGCUUAUAGCCUCUGGGGGGAGAAGUUCCAUAAUACUCCGGAUCCAAUGUGAGACUGUUUUUUUACACCUAUUACAACCUACAUUUUACCACCGAUCGCCUCGACACGGCACGGUUUAGAGUGCGUUUCCACUACAAAAUUCUCAUUUGUCUUUCAGUGAAUCCAUUCCAAACCUUUUGUGCAUCAAUGUUGUAACGUUUGUGUCAUUUCAGAGCCGAGAUAAAUAAUCCGCUCCUGCCCCCCUUUUAGUGAGAACUGUGUCAAGAUCUUCUGCCGUUAGAUAAUACGAGCAAUUUGGUGAUGUAACGUCAAUUUCAAUGAGUUGUGUCACAGAACCAUACACAGGCAAGCAGAAGCAAGAAAAGGGCUUUCAGGGUUAGUAGGUAAGGCUGUAGCAGAAAGAACGACAGUAGAAAACAUUUGCCAAAGCAGAAAUUACGAAACGUGACAAAAUAUGAUUUUUAUCUACUAAAGCUAGUAAAGUAAAAUGAUCUGACAAGAUUCAUCUCAGUUUAAUUAACUUGCUGUUUCAAUUUCAAUCCCAUAUAAGGUUCAUAUAUUUUGUUUGUUGCGUGUAAAUUAUUUCUAUUUAUUAUUUACUCUGAGUGUCUGUUUAUACUGUUCCCAGUGCUGCUGUGACGCAGUGGAUUUAUCUUUAGUGGGAGUAAUGUGGAAUUAUCUUAACUUAACCUAUCUCAUCUUAAUUUCACUUAUCUUAUUACAGUGGUAUUAUGUGUAUUGGAAUCAGAUUCCCAGCAGGAAGUUCUUUUCAUCCUGUCUGACCUCUGAGACCAGAAGCAGGAGAGAAGCUUAUUCAUCUGGACCAGCGGCACCCGGAACCAUGUGUGUCAGGCAAAACAACCAAUGAGCUGGAACGCAGUAUAUACCGGAAUGCUGGUGGAGGACGCUGAUUUUUCUCUUUCCGCCUCUCUGAGGCAAAGGCAGAACAGCUGCGAGCUAACGCACUAUUAACAAGGAGGAAGGCACUGUAACAUACUUUACAAGCACUCGUCAAGCAUCUUUGGAAUUAUUCAUCAUGUGCAGAGGAUUAGACUCGCUGCCCAUCACCUGCCUGGAGAAGGCAAAGGAGCUGAAAGCUCUGUUUGGAAGUUUACUCCAGAAAUCAGAUCACAGCAUCACUGGCACUGGACAGUCAAAGAAAUGCAACAAACAAAGGUUAAACAUCAAUGAGCCUCUGAAAUGGAAAGAAUCAUUCGAGGAGUUGCUGUCCUGCCAAAAUGGACUGUGCCUGUUCAGAGCAUUCCUCGUCUCAGAGUUCAGCGAGGAAAACAUCGCCUUCUACUUGGCAUGUGAGGACUAUCGUGCAGCUAAACCUUCCAAACUGGCCACGAAGGCCAAGAAGAUUUACGAGGAGUUCAUUGGGUUGGACGCAAAACGAGAGGUGAAUCUGGACCAUGUGACCAAGUCCAUCACAAAGGAGAACAUGGAGCAUCCCAGCCAGUCCUGUUUUGACCUGGCCCAAUCCAAAAUCUUCUCUCUGAUGGAGAAGGACUCUUACCCUCGUUUCCUCAAGUCUCCUUUUUACCUGGAGCUCAGCAGAAAGUCCAAGAGCGGGUAAAAAUACUUCUUUUGACAAACUUUCCUGCAAGCAGCAGAUUUGUCAAAUAAGCUUUGUGACGCACAGCAGAGACUGGAACAGGUCAGACCUCAGUCCGAAGAGUUUCAUGUGGUCAUGGUUUGGAGAUCAGAGGUUCUAAAAUAGACGAGCAUCCAAGCUAGAAGCUGGAGGACCCUGUCCCUGCCGGGAGAAGACAUUGAAACAGACUGGGACGUCUCACGCUGGAAGAGACACGUGUUGCACAAACAUAAACAGAAGCAACAGUGGAAUAAAGUAUAGAGAAUGUAAACAAGAAAUGAAUUCCACACAACAAAACUACCACUAGGAGAAAAUGUUUCUCCGUAGCAUUGAUGUUUAUUUAUUCUUUAUUUAUUAAGUUAUUUUAUAUGAUGUGAAUCUAGGGUGUGUGCCACAAGUCGGUGAAAACUGCUUCGUAUUUGGUAUGUUUUUAUCUGAAGUACUGUAUGUGACACUAAGUGCUGUGAAUAAAAGAUGAUUUUUCAGA